CGUGCCCCGGGAGGGCCCCGCCCUCUCCACCUGGCCCGCGCGUGGCUGGAGGCUCCCCGAGCCGGAAACAGCUCUCCAGGCAGGUGGAGCCUGGCGCAGGUGCAGCCAAUAUGGGUGAGCCCCAGGCGUCCAUGCGGAUCCUGGUGACAGGGGGCUCUGGACUGGUGGGCAGAGCCAUCCAGAAGGUGGUUGCAGAUGGGGCCCGCCUGCCUGGAGAGGAAUGGGUGUUUGUCUCCUCCAAAGAUGCUGAUCUCACGGAUGCAGCACAGACCCAAGCCCUGUUCCAGAAGGUCCAGCCCACCCAUGUCAUCCAUCUUGCUGCAAUGGUUGGCGGCCUGUUCCGGAAUAUCAAAUACAAUUUAGACUUCUGGAGAAAGAACGUGCACAUCAACGACAACGUUUUGCAUUCGGCCUUCGAGGUUGGUGUCUGCAAGGUGGUCUCCUGCCUAUCCACCUGUAUCUUCCCUGACAAGACCACCUAUCCUAUUGAUGAGACCAUGAUCCACAAUGGGCCACCGCACAGCAGCAAUUUUGGGUAUUCAUAUGCCAAGAGGAUGAUUGACGUGCAGAACAGGGCCUACUUCCAGCAGCAUGGCUGUACCUUCACUGCGGUUAUACCCACCAAUGUCUUUGGGCCCCAUGACAACUUCAACAUUGAGGACGGCCAUGUGCUGCCGGGCCUUAUUCACAAGGUGCAUCUGGCCAAGAGCAGCGGCUCAGCUCUGACCGUGUGGGGAACGGGAAAGCCGCGGAGGCAGUUCAUCUACUCACUGGACUUGGCCCGGCUCUUCAUUUGGGUCCUGAGGGAGUACAGUGAGGUGGAGCCCAUCAUCCUCUCAGUGGGUGAGGAGGAGGAGGUUUCCAUCACAGAGGCAGCUGAGGCCGUGGUGGAGGCCAUGGGCUUCCAUGGAGACGUCACCUUUGAUACAACCAAGUCAGAUGGGCAGUUUAAGAAGACUGCCAGCAACAGCAAGCUCCGGACCUACCUGCCUGACUUCCGCUUCACACCCUUCAAGCAGGCUGUGAAGGAAACCUGUGCUUGGUUCACUGACAACUACGAGCAGGCUCGGAAGUGAAGUUGUGCAGCAGGAACAGGUGCUUAACCUGCAAAGCCCUGGGGCCACCACCCUCAGACCUUGCCAGGAGGUGAGGGUGCUGCCCAGCAACUGGGUCACGUUCCAGCUUCUGUGCCAGAGGGAUCCAGGCAGCUGUCCAGCGGGACCCAUGUGUGUCUUUCCUCAGGGAAACCAAGGCCUGAGUCGCUCUACUCUGGUCCCACUGUACCACAUCUGGGGACUAAUAAAAUGCAUUUUCA
Molecule: messenger RNA, 1315 nt
Organism: Castor canadensis (American beaver)
Lineage: Eukaryota; Metazoa; Chordata; Mammalia; Rodentia; Castoridae
Gene: Gfus
Product: GDP-L-fucose synthase
Biological process (GO): nucleotide-sugar biosynthetic process
Molecular function (GO): GDP-L-fucose synthase activity
Source: RefSeq, a predicted model, not a curated record